UGAACUACCCUCGCUUCCGAAAGAACAAAAGACGGGUUCGAGACGACUCUCGUGAGAUCGAUGCUCUCGAAAGUCCUCCUAGUCGAUCGAAAAAACAGCUGUAAGCAGUCGCAAACAUGGCUGCCGUCGUCUUGCAAGGGAGCCUUUGCAUAUCGAGGCAGCAGUUCGGAGCCACUGCUGCUGCAGUCUCUGCCAUCCAACAUGUCUCCUACAGUUCUGAUGUCCGACCCAUCAAGAAACCGGCCCUUUCCCAAAUGCGCAAAGGAGCUGGUGGGCGCUCAAGUUUUAAUGGUGUAGUUGCAACCGUCUUUGGCAACACCGGUUUCAUGGGUAGCUAUGUUUGCAAUGAGCUUGGGAAGCAUGGCUCACAGUUGAUUCUUCCCUACCGUGGUGAUAACUAUGAUGUUUUCCCCUUGAAAUUAGUGGGUGAUUUAGGACAGGUGUUGUUUCAACCAUUUGAUUUGAGAGAUGAAGAGUCUAUCCGCAAAUCUGUUAAAUAUUCUAAUGUUGUCAUUAACUUGAUUGGACGAGACUGGGAGACAAAGAACUUCUCAUUUGAUGAUGUUAAUGUUAAAGGAGCUCGCCGACUGGCGAGAAUCAGUCGUGAAAUGGGUGUGGAAAAAUUUAUUCAUGUCUCUGCUCUGAAUGCUACUCCUAAACCUGCGGCUAAAAUGGUUCUGGGUGGAUCAGGAGUUUUGAAAUCCAAAUACUAUGGGGAAAUAGCAGUUAGGGAGGAAUUCCCAGAAGCAGUGAUUUUGCGCCCAUCCAUUGUGUAUGGUCUUGAAGACCGUUGGUUGAUGCGACAUGUCCAUUUCUUGCGAAGAGGCCAGGAUCAUUUCCCUCUGUACAAGAAAGGUUUGGGUAUCACUAAAAUGCCAGUUUCUGUGAAUGAUAUUGCCACUGCAAUCUAUGAAAUCAUCAAGAAUCCAGACUGUGAGGGCAAGACAUAUCAAGCAGUUGGACCGCAUCGUUAUUAUCUUUAUGAUCUAAUGUUGUGGAUCAUGAAUGAGAUGCGGAUGGGUGAAGAUGAAGGCUUUAAGAUUUCUGAUUUACGCUUCACCCCUUUCCAAAUUGCUAAGGUUUUGGCUUUUGAAAUGAUGCCUGGUAAACCCAUUGGCAAUAUGAGCAGGGAAAUGCUGGAGCUGGAAGCAACAACUGAUGAGGUUGAUUAUGGUACACCAACCUUGCUUGACUUAGGAAUGGUUCCCUCUCCGCUGGAAGAAAACAUCACCUGGCUUCUGAGGCACCACAAAUACAGAUCAUACAUUCAGUCUGUGGUUGGCGAUCUUGAAAAGGUUGUACCCCCAAAGCCUGUGAUUUAAUGAGCAUUUUGUGGUAGGUCAACAAUAGAUGCCGAGCUUGUAAAUUUGUUAAACAUUUGUGUAAAUUAAGCCUGCCAGUCUUUUGAAAAUGUGUACAUACAUAAAAUAAACAUUAAAGUUGGGAAGUGAAUAUAGAA
Messenger RNA from Thrips palmi, 1459 nucleotides. RefSeq names its product NADH dehydrogenase [ubiquinone] 1 alpha subcomplex subunit 9, mitochondrial (gene ND-39). The coding region runs from base 117 to 1322 and encodes 401 amino acids. Gene Ontology annotation, cellular component: mitochondrion. Gene Ontology annotation, molecular function: protein-containing complex binding. The transcript is spliced from 8 exons. The record is from RefSeq and is a predicted model, not a curated record. NCBI's taxonomy places the organism in Eukaryota, Metazoa, Arthropoda, Insecta, Thysanoptera, Thripidae.